UAUAUGUAAAUGCCAGCCCAGGAGCUUCCUAGUAGGGACACCACCUGUGAAACCCUCACAAAGCCAACUUCUUGCAACCUCCAAGCUGAGGGCCUCAUCAGAGUCGGGGAGGGACCCACUCCCUAGGAGACGGCAAGAUUCUGAUAGAGAUGUCUAGAGCCCUAGACAGCCGGUGGUGAUCAUGUAGGCGCCAUGGAGACUGCUAUGUGUGUUUGCUCUCCAUGUUGUACAUGGCAGAGAUGUUGUCCUCGAUUAUGCUCCUGUCUGUGCUGCAAGUUCCUCUUCACCUCAGAGCGGAACUGUACCUGCUUCCCCUGCCCGUAUAAGGAUGAGCGCAACUGCCAGUGCUGCCACUGCACCUGCUCCGAGAACCCCAACUGCCACUGGUGCUGCUGCUCCUGGGCCAAUGACCCCAACUGCAAAUGCUGCUGCACGACCAGCAGCAACCUCCAGUGCUACUACUAUGAGAGCCGCUGCUGCCGCAAUGCCACCAUCACGUUCCGCAAGGGCCGCCUCAGGAGCAUCCGCACCUCCUCCAAGACCGCGCUGCGCAUCGGGGCCAGCGACACCCAAGUGGAUGAAGUGAAGCCCACACCUGCGAACAGCAACCUGGUGGACCAUCUCUCCUGCCCCAUGUGCAGCCGGCUGCGCCUGCACUCCUUCAUGCUGCCCUGCAACCACAGCCUGUGCGAGAAGUGCCUGCGGCAGCUGCAAAAACACGCCGAGGUCACAGAGAACUUCUUCAUCCUCAUCUGCCCCGUGUGCAGCCGCUCGCACUGCAUGCCCUACAGCCACAAGAUGCAGCUGCCCGAGAACUACCUGCGCGGGCGGCUCACCAAGCGCUACAUGCAGCAGCACGGCUACCUCAAGUGGCGCUUCGACCGCUCCUCCGGGCCCAUCGUCUGCCAGGUCUGCCGCAACCGGCGCAUUGCCUACAAGCGCUGCAUCACCUGCCGUCUCAACCUGUGCAACGACUGCCUCAAGACCUUCCACUCGGACGUGGCCAUGCAGGACCACGUUUUCGUGGACACCAGCACCGAGGACCAGGAUGAGAAGAUCUGCAUCCACCACCCGUCCAGCCGCAUCACUGAGUACUGCCGCCACGACAACCAGCUGCUCUGCACCUUCUGCAAGACGGCUUUCCACAACGGCCACGACACCAUCAGCCUCAUCGAUGCCUGCUCCGAAAGGGCCGCCGCACUCUUCAGCGCCAUCGCCAAGUUCAAAGCAGUCCGCUAUGAGAUUGAUAAUGACCUAAUGGAGUUCAACAUUUUAAAAAACAGCUUUAAAGCUGACAAGGAGGUGAAGCGAAAAGAGAUCCGAAAUGGAUUUCUCAAGCUGCGCAGCAUUCUACAGGAGAAGGAGAAGUCCAUCAUGGAGCAGAUAGAGAAUCUGGAGGUGUCUAGGCAGAAGGAGAUUGAAAAAUAUGUGUACGUCACAACCAUGAAAGUGAAUGAAAUGGAUGGCCUGAUCGCCUAUUCCAAGGAAGCACUGAAGGAGACAGGCCAGGUGGCGUUCCUGCAGUCUGCCAAGAUUCUCGUGGACCAGAUCGAAGAUGGCAUCCAGAGCACCUAUAGGCCUGACCCGCAACUCCGGCUACACUCCUUGCACUGUAUGCCCCUGGACUUUGCUGAGCUCAGCAGUGCCAUCCAUGAGCUCUUCCCCACAGGACCCAAGAAGGUAUGCUCCUCAGGGGACUCCUUGCCCUCCCACUAUCCCAUGCACUCAGAAAUGAUGAUGGCCAGGAAGGUUACUUUCAGCACUCACAGCUUCGACAACCAACAGAUAUACCAGCGAAGCUCCUCCUUGUUGUCCUUCAAUGCCACGGGUGGUGAGAAGGCCAAGAUGGGUCUGGAAGCCUAUGGGCGAGCCCAAUCUGCCUCACCUGCCAAACCCACAGAUGGCCUCUAUACAUACUGGAGCGCAGGGGCAGAAAACCAGUCUGUGCAGAACAGCAACAGCUUCCACAACUGGUACUCAUUCAAUGAUGGUUCUGUGAAGACCCCAGGCCCAAUUGUUAUCUACCAGACUCUGGUGUAUCCUAGAGCCGCCAAGGUUUAUUGGACAUGCCCAACAGAAGAUGUGGACUCUUUUGAGAUGGAAUUUUAUGAACUCAUUACUACCCCUCCUAACAAUGUGCGGACAGAGCUUUGUGGGCAAAUUCGGGAUAUAAUGCAGCAGAAUCUGGAACUGCACAAUCUGACCCCCAAUACUGAGUAUCUGUUUAAAGUUAGAGCCAUCAACGACAAUGGUCCUGGGCAAUGGAGUGACAUCUGCAAGACUUCUCGCUCUUGCCUGUGAGCCACUCAUAGCAACAUGGCUGCCUACUCUGAAGCAUGAGCCACAUGAGGAGGGUGAAGGUUGUCGACACAGCCUGAAAACAACACUCUCUCCCACACCUCAGGUGGACCACGCUGCGGCAUAUCCUGACAGCUCCACAGAGGGUUCCAGCAGGCUUAAGCCCUCUGUCCAUAGUAGUCACCAGCUUGAGAACAUGCCCUUGGAUUGGCUUUUUCAACUUCUGUUUUAUUUCUCUGAGACCCCCCACUCCUGUUCCCUGGAGUCACUUACCAAAGUAAACUAG
Molecule: messenger RNA, 2584 nt
Organism: Canis lupus familiaris (dog)
Lineage: Eukaryota; Metazoa; Chordata; Mammalia; Carnivora; Canidae
Gene: TRIM42
Product: tripartite motif containing 42
Exons: 5
Coding region: 193-2301 (702 amino acids)
Molecular function (GO): zinc ion binding; protein binding
Source: RefSeq, a predicted model, not a curated record